AUGGGUGAAAAGAAGAUUCUCAGGCUCAAUUCAUCAGGUAGAAGCCCUUGGUACCAUGUCGACGGCACCAUUACAGAGAGCUACGUCAUUGGAGUUGCAGGUGGAAGCGGAAGUGGCAAGACCAGCGUUGCCGAACGUAUCCUCAAGAACCUUAAUGUACCAUGGGUGGUGAUUGUUUCAAUGGAUUCAUUCUACAAUGUGUUGUCGCCUGAACAAAGUGCUUUGGCACAUGCAAACAAUUUUGAUUUCGAUCAUCCUUCCGCAUUCGAUUAUGAUCUCUUAUACGAUGCUCUUUGCAAACUCAAGCAUGGAAAAUCGGUCAAUAUCCCCGUAUACGAUUUCUCAUUGCACGCACGAGCCGAUAAGACAACAUCCAUCUAUGGUGCCAAUGUCAUUAUCUUUGAGGGUAUUUAUGCAUUAUACGACAAGCGAAUCCGUGACCUGAUGGAUCUCAAGAUUUUUGUUGAUACGGAUGCUGACAUUCGAUUGGCAAGAAGAUUGCAACGCGACAUUGCAGAGCGUGGCAGAGAUAAGGAAGGCAUUCUUCAACAAUAUUCGAGAUUCGUCAAGCCGGCUUUUGACGACCAUAUCCAACCCACUGUGAAAUAUGCGGAUGUUAUUAUCCCAAGAGGUCUUGAAAAUGUCGUUGCUAUCGACUUGAUCACCAAACAUGUCCAAAAGCAAUUGAAUGAGCGCAGGAUGCAUUUACGAUGGGACCUUGCCAAUACGCCUAUCGACAAUGAAGUACCACCUGAUGUCGUCGUUUUGCCAGAGACCAACCAAAUCAAGGGAAUGCACACAAUCUUGCGUGAUCGAACCACUUCACGGGAUGAAUUCAUCUUUUACGCAGAGCGGCUAUCAACAUUGAUUGUGGAAGCCGGUCUCAAUCUACUCCCAUUCGCUGAAACUACGGUGACAACGCCAAUUGGUGCCUCAUACAAGGGAACAAAGUUUACGGAAAAGAUUUGUGGCGUAUCUAUUCUACGUGCUGGUGGAACGAUGGAGACAGGUUUACGUCGCGUCUGUAAUGACGUUUCCAUUGGCAAGCUCUUAAUCCAGACCGAUCCCAGCACCGGUGAACCACAGCUGCAUUAUUGUAAAAUCCCUUCAGAUGUCAAGGAUUAUCAAGUCGUAUUGAUGGACGCCACCAUUGGAACGGGUGCUGCAGGCCUUAUGGCUAUCCGCGUCUUAUUGGAUCAUGACGUUCCCGAGGAAAACAUCAUCUUCACAGUCUACCUCGCAGCACCAGUGGGUCUCAACGUGAUUGCAAAAGCCUUUCCCAAGGUUAAGAUUGUUACGUCAAUGGUGGAUCCUGUGCUAUCAAAGGAGACGCUCUAUAUUGAGCCUGGCAUUGGCAACUUUGGAGACCGCUACUUUGGUACCGAGGAUGGCGAAUAA
Lichtheimia ornata is the source of this 1398-nucleotide messenger RNA. Its product is annotated as uridine kinase. Gene Ontology annotation, molecular function: kinase activity; ATP binding. The transcript is spliced from 18 exons. The record is from RefSeq and is a predicted model, not a curated record. The coding region runs from base 1 to 1398 and encodes 465 amino acids. Lineage: Eukaryota; Fungi; Mucoromycota; Mucoromycetes; Mucorales; Lichtheimiaceae. Gene Ontology annotation, cellular component: cytoplasm.